CGACGCUCUAUUCUACUCCCUCAUUUCUUCAGGAGCAGCAGGUCCAAACAUGGGGGAUGCUUUCUAUUUUUUAUCUCCAUCUGGUGGUGCUGACCCAGGAGCAUCUGAUGAAUCCCCCCAGUGUCAGAUGCAGAAUGUCCUACAGAAUCUGAAUGCCUCUAAACUGAUCUCAGAUGAGUGUCUCCGCUCUGCUCUUCAACUGGUGGAGGGCGCCUCUAAAAACCCAGAAUGUUUCGAUCUUCUGAUCACAUUCAUCGACGAUUUACAGAAAUGUCUGAAGAACCUGAACCUGAAACCAGAGUCAGAUGAAGAAACCAGAGGAAGCUGGUGGAGUAAUUUGGGGCGUUCGUCCAAAACCAAGGUUUUUGUUGAUGUCAGUGGUGAAACCUUCGGCGCUCAUAAAUACAUCAAAAAUAAGCUGAAGUCGAAGGUGGACUUGGUUCCAAACCCUCAGGACUGUGAUGUCAUCGUCCUCUUCUGUCCCGUCUCAUCUCGUGUUGGAUCUGACGUGGAGGCGGCACUGAAGAAGAUCCCAGACUCGGGGAGGAGGAAGCCUGUGAUUUUAGUUCUGAUGCAUCAUACCAGAAACAUCUACUACUCAGGGGACGAAUCCGAUUGGUCUGAUGAACACGGCGCCGUGGUGUCACAUGUCCACGUCCUGUUCCAUGAAACUCAGAAGGGCCUCCUGACGUGUCCCAAGAAUGACCAGGCCGUUCAAAGCCUGUUGGAUCAGUGCAUCAAACACGCAAAGUGAUGUGGACACCAGAACCAGACUGAGAACAAAAAGACUGAAUCAGACACAACAUCAUAAAAAGAACUCAACAGGUCCAUUUACUGAAUUAAAAGAACUUAAAUUAAAACACAUUAAACUAAUAAAAUCUGAACAUUUCCAGGAGAAAACAAUGAGUUGAUUUUAUUCUGAGUUGAGUCAUUUUUAUCUUUUAAUAUUUGACAAUUUUUUUUUUUCCAUUCAAGAAAAUUUAUUUUAAUGUAUUACUAUAUAUAACAUUUAUGUAAAUCUGUGUCACAGUAGAAGUAAUAAUAAAAAUAAAAUGACAGUAAUGAAUAGGUUUAAAUUUACUGGACAACUGGCUUCAACUUGAUUCACUGGGGCUGGAGGACUGGUUGAAAAUUGUUGGUGAAAUUCACAACAUGGAGAGAUAAACAUUUAUGCUGAGGCUGCAAGCAGAACUUUACAUAAUAAGAUGGAGCAAAUGGAUAAGUUUCUGUAAAUACAAUUUAUGGGUGGUUUGUCUCAAAGUCCUGUGAAAUGUUAUAUAAACUGCUGCUCUAAAAAUUAAAUUAAUUGGUUAACUUGAUUACAAUUUCAUAACUGUAACCUAAAUUGUCAUUACUAUUAGAUUGUGACUGUUAUCUGUUGCUGAUUGUUGUUUGUUGUGUUCUGUAUGACGAAAUGAUAAAUAAUAAAAACUAAGUGUAAAAAAUUUUUACUGGACAAUUAUUUUAAUGAACUAAAGAUAUUUAAUCAAAUUGAAGAAAUUAUACUUGGAGCUGCAUUUGACAUCAAAUAUAAACUAGUUUACUGAAAUAUGUUAUAAUAUUAUAUACUAAUAUUUAAAUCAUUUGAAUUGACUUUUCUUGAUUAAUUUUAGAUUUAAAAUCUGUAAUGUUAUUCUAAUGUUUACAAACACGUUUACUAACAUUAUUAUAAAAUAUUUACUAUGUUUAAUGUUUCCACUAUUUAAGCAGCAUUACUUUAAUUACAUUUAAUUAACUUUCACUGACUUUAAUUGAAACAUCCUAUUAACAGAUGUGGUUCUGAACCUGUUUUGGUCCAGUCACUGAUGUUCUGAACAUGAAGGAAGUGAGGACUGAAGUCUGACAAACACCAGUUGGUGGGUUUCCACUUCCCUUUGGCCCCUCUGGCCACGCCCACUAAGAAGCAGAAAGUGAACGGUGUGAUGCCAUUGGCUCUUACACUGAUGUCACAUCUCUGACCUUUAAGUCAAUGAAAACGCAUUUACUGAUACAAUUUCACUCCAUCUGGAUUUGAUCUAAACUGAUAAGUGUGAAACGUUACAACAGAAGUUAAAUUAUAACAUUUAUCGGAAACUCUGUAAUAAUAAAGGUAAAUAAAGUCACUGCAGCAUCAAACCGAGUGCUAUCCUGAAGCUGAUGUUAUAUGAUCAAAACCACGCCCACAUUCACCAUCUGAUUGGUUGUCAUCAGUUGCUAUAUUUGUCACAUGACCCUGAAAUUACCCCGACGACCAUUUACUGUUGAAGUAAUCAUUACCUGUUGAGUUACAGAGAGA
Molecule: messenger RNA, 2275 nt
Organism: Sphaeramia orbicularis (orbiculate cardinalfish)
Lineage: Eukaryota; Metazoa; Chordata; Actinopteri; Kurtiformes; Apogonidae
Exons: 6
Coding region: 50-754 (234 amino acids)
Source: RefSeq, a predicted model, not a curated record